ACACAGAGUUAACUGGGUGGAUUCUCAUCCCGGCACCAGAAAGUGGACUGUCUGGUCUCCAUGAAAGAUGCUGUGAUUUUGAAACCAGGUCACCUGGUGCCUGCGGCUACCCCAGCCCUCUCGGGAUUCGGCAGACAGUGGAGGUGGUGGUGAAGGAGACAGUGGUGGUCAAUGUUAUUGAGCAGGGUCAACAGACCCUGGAACUUCCUGAGUGCACGAUGCAGAAGGCUGCUUACUAUGAAAACCCAGGACUCUUCGGAGGCUACGGCUACAGCAAAGCCACUGACACUUAUGGCUACGGCACUCCCCAUCAGCCUUACCCACCCCCUGCCGCUGCCAACUCCCUGGACACUGAUUACACGGGCUCCGCCUGUUCCAUCCAGAGUUCCGCACCUCUGAGAGCCCCAGCCCACAAAGGAGCUGAACUUAACGGCAGCUGUAUGCGUCCUGGCACUGGGAACAGCCAGGGUGGGGGGGGUGGCAGCCAGCCUCCCGGCCUGAACUCAGAGCAGCAGCCACCACAACCCCCUCCUCCGCCACCAACCCUGCCCCCAUCCUCGCCCACCAAUCCCGGAGGUGGAGCGCCUGCCAAGAAGGCCAAGGGUGGGCCCAAUGCUUCUGGCUCUUCAGCCACCAUCAGCAAGCAGAUCUUCCCCUGGAUGAAAGAGUCCCGACAGAACUCCAAGCAGAAGAACGGCUGUGCCGCUGCAGGAGAGAGCUGCGAGGAUAAGAGCCCGCCGGGCCCAGCGUCCAAGCGGGUUCGCACGGCCUACACGAGUGCGCAGCUGGUGGAGUUGGAGAAGGAAUUCCACUUCAACCGCUACUUGUGCCGGCCACGGCGCGUGGAGACCAACCUGCUGAACCUCACGGAGCGCCAGAUCAAGAUCUGGUUCCAGAACCGGCGCAAGUACAAGAAGGACCAGAAGGCCAAGGGCAUCCUGCACUCGCCAGCCGGUCUCCCCGAGCGCAGCCCGCCUCUGGGCAGCGCCGGCCACGUGGCCUACUCGGGCCAGCUGCCGCCCGUGCCCGGCCUGGCCUACGACGCGCCCUCGCCGCCCGCCUUCGCCAAAUCUCGACCCAACAUGUACGGCCUGGCCGCCUACACGGCGCCGCUCAGCAGCUGCCUGCCACAGCAGAAGCGCUACGCGGCGCCCGAGUUCGAGCCCCACCCCAUGGCCAGCAACGGCGGCGGCUUCGCCAGCGCCAACCCAGGCAGCCCGGUGUACGUGGGGGGCAAUUUCGUCGACUCCAUGGCGCCCGCGUCCGGGCCCGUCUACCUGGGCCACCUCUCGCAUCCGUCUUCGGCCAGCGUGGACUACAGCUGCGCCGCUCAGAUUCCCGGCAACCACCACCAUGGACCGUGCGACCCUCAUCCCACCUACACAGAUCUCUCGGCCCACCACUCGUCCUCAGGGACGCCUGCCCGAGGGCCCCCAGAACUGACGCAUCUGUAGCGGCCGGCCACCGCCCCGAACUCGCGGCGCAAUUACCUCUCUUGCUUUGGUGGCGGGGGUGGCGGGCGGGG
Molecule: messenger RNA, 1525 nt
Organism: Lynx canadensis (Canada lynx)
Lineage: Eukaryota; Metazoa; Chordata; Mammalia; Carnivora; Felidae
Gene: HOXD3
Product: homeobox D3
Biological process (GO): regulation of transcription by RNA polymerase II
Cellular component (GO): nucleus
Molecular function (GO): DNA-binding transcription factor activity, RNA polymerase II-specific; RNA polymerase II cis-regulatory region sequence-specific DNA binding
Source: RefSeq, a predicted model, not a curated record